AUGGAGAAGAUGCAGCAGUUGCCGACAUCUACACUCAGCCUUAUUAACAGUGAGGUCAUUAAUGGUAACUGGAAAGGGAGAUUUGGUAUCGGUGGAAUCGUUAGGAAUGAUCAAGGAAGUCCGCUAUUUGCGUUUGGAAGGCCUGUCAGUAAUCUGGGCUCAGUUAAAUGUGAACUUUUAGCCAUUAAACACGAUUUGGAAAAUUGUGCUGAAUUGAAGCAAAUUCUUCUUCAAAUUUUCUCAGACUCAUUGUUGGCGGUACAAGCAGUUGCCGACAUCAAUGAGUCACGAGGCUACACUCAGUCAUGGGCUAAUGAUAUUCGUACUUAUUUAUCUGAAACAUCAGCAACAACAAGACAACUUAUAUGCGUCGAUCGACAAAUAAAGUUGCUCAUGCUAUUGCGUCUUUUACUUCGUUUUCAAGCUCCAUUUUCUUUUGAAAGCUCCUCUUCCAAGCGAUUGGUAAAGUCUCGCAGUGUGUCCAGAGUCAUCUCUCUCAGUUCCUACUUCGUCCCGGCGGCCCUUCACUUUCACUCGUCAAAAACCAGAGCUCCACUUCUAAUCUCCGACCGGCCGAAACCCGUGUACAGGUCGCUCUUUUUUCAGCUCCGUCUAUGUAAAUACCUGCCGAAUGUUGUACAGUUGUACUUAUCCGGUGAUUUGAUGUCUUUGCCCUUGAAGCAGAAUGAGCUUCCGGGCGAUGUUGAGUCGUCCAGUCCAACUACAAAAGAAGAACUCGGAAGAGCCACCUGGACUUUUCUUCACACUCUAGCUGCUCAGUAUCCAGAUAAGCCGACUAGGCAACAGAAGAAGGACGUAAAAGAACUGAUGGCAAUAUUAUCUCGUAUGUAUCCUUGCAAGGAAUGUGCAGAUCACUUUAAAGAAGUUAUUAGGGCAAACCCUGUUGAGGCUGGAUCUCAUCAAGAAUUUUCCCGAUGGUUAUGCCAUGUACACAAUGUGGUUAAUAGAAGCCUAGGCAAAGUCGUUUUUCCGUGUGAUCGAGUCGAUGCACGUUGGGGAAAGUUAGAAUGUGAGCAAAGAGCUUGUGAUCUAACUGGGAGUUUGAUGGAUUUUGACGAUGCUCUAAAAUGAAGCAGAUGGAUUGAUUGUAUACAUACAAUGUAUACAUACAAUGUGUGCAGUGAGAAGAAAAGAAAAAAAUGGUUGAUGUUACGGGUGUUAAUACGACACUGUAUUGAUGUAGUCCUUAUUUGCAUUACUGUUUCUUCUUUUCCUUUCAUAUUUUGGUAAGAGUUUGUUAAUAUUUUUGAACAAGAUUAGGUAUGAAAAAAUUAGGACGUG
Molecule: messenger RNA, 1302 nt
Organism: Striga asiatica
Lineage: Eukaryota; Viridiplantae; Streptophyta; Magnoliopsida; Lamiales; Orobanchaceae
Source: the annotation of a GenBank genome assembly